This is a messenger RNA of Arctia plantaginis, 396 nucleotides long. The record is from the annotation of a GenBank genome assembly. NCBI's taxonomy places the organism in Eukaryota, Metazoa, Arthropoda, Insecta, Lepidoptera, Erebidae.
AUGUCCUCUUGGUGCAGUAUUUCUGCUGGUGUACCGCAGGGUGGCGUUCUAUCUCCUUUACUCUUCGCUGUUUUUAUAAACUCAAUCUCUAAUCAACUAAGUUCCUUCUACCACUUUUAUGCAGAUGAUUUACAAAUAUAUACACAAGCUCCGAUUAACAUGUUAUCGGAUACAUUCAACAUAAUUAAUGCUGACCUUCAACGCAUUGGCGAAUGGAGUUAUAACUAUGGACUUAUGAUUAAUCCUAUGAAGACACAGGUGUGUGUUAUUGGCAGCCCCAGGCUGAUCUCAAAAGUUAACUGGACUCUACUGCCCCAAAUUCAGUUCGGUGGCACAACUCUUGAGAUAAGCACUACUGUAAAAAAUUUAGGGAUCUACAUGGACAACACUUUAUGA